Molecule: messenger RNA, 1405 nt
Organism: Striga asiatica
Lineage: Eukaryota; Viridiplantae; Streptophyta; Magnoliopsida; Lamiales; Orobanchaceae
Source: the annotation of a GenBank genome assembly
GGUAAAUAACAGUUCAUUGCAUGGGGGAGUUAUCAUGUUCAUAUCUUGAGGCUGCUUUAGCAUCCAUCAUCAUCAUAAAAUCAGUGGAUGAUAUGCAAACUAGUCGAAAUUCGCCUCUAAUGGAAAAAUGUGUUGAAUUAAAGAGUAUAGACGAAUAUAUAUCCAUUUUGGACACAAACAGCCCCAAACACGAGGCAGCCGUUAAAUUGCAGAAGGUUUAUAAAAGCUUCCGGAUAAGGAGAAAAUUGGCCGAUUGCGCAGUUGUGAUCGAGCAGAGCUGGUGGAAGCUUCUAGAUUUUGCCGAGCUCAAACACAGCUCCAUUUCUUUCUUUGAUGUCGACAAACACGAGACAGCUGUUUCACGCUGGUCACGAGCACGAACAAGAGCUGCUAAGAUCGAUCCUCGUCAUCGUUAUGGCCACAAUCUUCACUUGUAUUAUGUUAAAUGGCUCAGUUCUCAAAGCAAAGAGCCCUUUUUUUAUUGGCUAGACAUAGGAGAAGGGAAAGAGGUUAAUCUUGUCGAAAAAUGCCCUCGUUCGAAGCUUCAGCAGCAAUGCAUCAAAUACCUUGGCCCGAUGGAGAGAAAGGCGUAUGAGAUAAUAAUGAAAGAUGGGAAGUUAAUUUACAAGCAAACAGGGGAAUUAUUGGAGACCACCACAGAAGAAGGCAAGGCUUGUAAGUGGAUUUUUGUCCUCAGCACAUCUAAGAUAUUAUACGUCGGGAAGAAGAAGAAAGGUUCUUUUCAACACUCGAGUUUUUUGGCGGGAGGAGCUACACUAGCCGCUGGGAGGAUUGUAGCUGAAAAAGGAGUCUUAAAGGCAGUCUGGCCUCACAGUGGUCACUACCGGCCGACACUGGAAAAUUUUCAGGAUUUCUUGUCGUUUUUGCGGGAGAACAAUGUGAAUCUUACUGAUGUUAAGCUCGUUCCGUAUGAAGACGAAGAAGAUUCUAGCGGGAACAAAAGCCUCUUGUACUUGAGAAGCAACUGCUCAGACGAAAAUCUAGCAGAGAAAGAGUAUUCGGAGCCUGAAGAAAACGAAAACAACCAAAAUCCCAAACAAUUUAUACAAGCAACCGAAAAUGAGAAACCAAGAGAUUCAGAUGAAGAGUCUAAAAACGAGGAGAUUAUCCCGGAAGAGCAUAUGUUGAAGUCGUUUAAACAUAUGUCGUGUAGGUGGAGCAGUGGCGCAGGGGCGAGGAUCGGGUGUGUGAGGGACUACCCUUGGAGAUUGCAAUGCCAUGCUUUGGAGCAGAUGAAUUUGUCACCAAGAAGCCAGCAUCCGAUUAAGUUGAGUAAAUCUGGUGAGGAGUAGUAGACUAGUAGUAGUUGCAGAUCACCAGUUUGUGACUUGUAGUGACCCAAUUUUGAAGUUGUAUAUCAAUUCUUUUAUUUUCUGCCUUUCUU